Labeo rohita (rohu) is the source of this 3300-nucleotide messenger RNA. It is a transcript of the gene aebp2, whose product is annotated as AE binding protein 2. The record is from RefSeq and is a predicted model, not a curated record. Bases 135 to 1403 code for a protein of 422 amino acids. Gene Ontology annotation, cellular component: ESC/E(Z) complex. Lineage: Eukaryota; Metazoa; Chordata; Actinopteri; Cypriniformes; Cyprinidae. The transcript has 8 exons. Gene Ontology annotation, biological process: regulation of transcription by RNA polymerase II.
GCUCGCUCCGCCCCGCGUUUCCCCGAUCAGCCUCCAGCAGUUCCACGAUCCGUCCGGUCGCUGAAAGUCUCCGCGUUUCAUCCGUUUCCCGUCGUGUAAACCCGGCCAGACCGCGAGCAAACUAGCGGAACCCGAUGGCUUCGACGACUCUUGACGGUUUCGAGCAAGAGUCGCCGAAACCGAGCGAGCAAAACGGCGACGAGAGCGAGUCGGGCCUGUGCGCUGCUGAUCCGGAACCGGCCGUUAAGAUGGACGGAGCGGAGACGGACGAGAAGCCCAACGGACACGAGUCCACAGAACAAAGCCCGGAGGAAGCCACGCGGGGAGACGGCGGCAACGACGAGGAUGGCGAGACCGAAGCGGAGCCCGAGAAAGAGCAGCAGAAGAGCCCCGGCAGCGCGGACGGGACGGCGGAGCGGAUGAAGAGAGAACAAAGGGAGGAGGAGAGCGCGUCCUCACCGGCGGAGAAAAACAGCAGCGGCGGCGGAGGAGGAGGAAUGAAGAGGCGCGCUAGUCUGGAGAUGAUGAGCUCAUCGUCCGACGGAGAGCCGCUCAGCCGCAUGGACUCGGAGGACAGUAUCAGCAGUACUCUUAUGGACAUGGAGAGCAUCGCAUCCAGCGGUCGUUCUACCCCAGCUAUGAUGAACGGUCAUGGCGGGGCGUCUUCCACCUCCACUAAGGGCCCAUCUUACCCCUGCUGCUGGGAUCAGUGCCACAUGCUGUUCAGCACCAGCCCGGACCUGGCCGAACACAUCCGCGGAGUGCACGUGGACGGACAGCGUGGUGGGGUUUUCGUGUGUCUUUGGAAAGGCUGUAAGGUGUAUAACACACCGUCCACCAGUCAGAGCUGGCUGCAGAGACACAUGCUGUCACACAGUGGAGACAAACCAUUCAAGUGUGUGGUAGGCGGUUGCAAUGCCACCUUCGCCUCCCAGGGGGGGCUAGCGCGCCACGUGCCGACCCACUUCAGCACCCAGAAUUCCUCCAAACUCUCAAGCCAAACCAAGGUGAAGGAAGAGUCUCCUUCCAAAGCGGGCAUCAACAAACGGAGGAAACUCAAGUACAAACGGCGGCGGUCAUUGCCACGACCUCACGACUUUUUUGAUGCUCAGACCAUGGAUGCAAUCCGUCAUCGCGCCAUCUGCCUCAAUCUAGCCACUCAUAUUGAGAGCCAAGGCAAAGGGCACAGCGUCGUGUUUCACAGUACGGUGAUCGCCAGGCGGAAGGAGGAUUCUGGGAAAGUCAAGGUGCUGCUUCAUUGGACGCCGGAGGACAUACUUCCAGACGCGUGGGUCAGCGAGAGCGACCGUCCCCAGCUGAAGACCAAAGUGGUCCACCUCUCCCAGCUUCCUCAGGACACGGCGGUUCUGUUGGACCCCAACAUCUACAGGAUGUUUUUCUAGAAGACUGGGUGGGGAGGGCGGCUUCUGUCAGCGCCUGCUGACGUACCCAAACCGAAGUGGACGCGCGGAUCUUUUGAGACAGGACUUCUUUUCCCCUUGCUUUCUUUCUUUUUUUUUUUUCCCCCUCCACUUUCUCUUUUUUUCUUUUUAAUGCUUCAAGUCUGCCAAAGCAUGCAGUGAAUUUUUAAUGUGUGUUUUUAUCCCUUGAAGAGGAAAAAAAAGGCACAAAAUUGUGAACUCUUGUCGGUGCUUGGACUUUUAACUGUGUAGGAGGAUGUGUUGUACACCACGCUUUUUGAUUUUCCUUCCCUGCGUCCUCGACUCUGCUGAUUAUCUUUGCGAGAAAGUGCCCAUGUAAAUAUUCCAGGAGAUUUGUAAUAUAUUUUUGUACUGCGGAAAUUUUACUGUACUGUAGAUAGAUGUAAUAAGCCACAAGCUGACAGAAAACAUAAUUGUACAGAAUGUGAUAGCUAAUAGUUUUGGAUGAUGUGAAUGCUUCCAUAGACAUUUUGGCGUGUUUUUCCUUUCUUUUUUUUUAGUUUGAGACUUUUUUUUUUUUUUUUUUUUUCUGGAACAUGUGCACAGACUCUUAUAACUGCUGCUCCACCUACUGAUGAUGAUGAUGAUGAUGAUGAUGGGAUGUUAUCGUCCUGCCGCGUGCGCCGUUUGCACGCCGUUUGCGCGUUCUGCUCAAGCCAAGGAGUGUAUAGACAUCUCAACGUAAUGGUGCUAAAGCUAACACUAGCGUUUAGGCUAAUGCACAUAGGAUCAAUACUGAUGGUGCUUCUUAGAUCAUGUACUUAAUAAUAACCCCCUUAUAGAUCAUACUUCUGUCUUUGUAGUAAAGUCGAAAAUUAUACAAAAGUGAUUAUUCUUGUUUGCUUGUUUACUGAAAUCAUCAGGUUUGCAGCUAACGCUGACUCCAGCCCAUAUAAACCUUGUGUUUCUCACACAGGACUGUUGUUUAUUAGCAGUGAGGAGGCCAGGGGCAGCUGGGAGUCGUUUUAUUGGGGCAGAUUUGCAAGCGUUGACGCGGAGGCCGUCUGCCAGGACCUUUAGCUCAGCGUCAGAGCCGCACACAUGCCCUCCCAAUAUGACUUGCUGGUUUAGUCGACACCUGACCGUGUGUUUUUGGAGUCGAUUCUCUCAUUCUCACCUAUUGACGCACUCGGUUUGGGUUUUCAAUCAUGCUGGAUUAGCUCACAUCUUUUUUCAGGGUUUCUGCAGGUCUUAAAGUUGUCAUUUCACAAAUUUAAGCCUUAAAUGUGGUUUAUUUAAGGCUUUAGAUUUUUUUUGUUCUCCAGUAUGAUUGUCCAAACAUCACCAUACAUUUACUUGAAAUGCAAAAUGAUAUUAGAAUCCUUGUUUUCAGUCUUGUUUUGAUUAAAACAAGAACAAAUGUUACCCUGGACCACAAAACCAGUCAAUGUACACUGUAAAAAAAAAAAAAAAAACACAAUUUGUUGAGUCAGCUUAAAAUAAUGUGUUACCCUGCUGCCUUAAAAUUUUAAGUUCAGUCAACUUGAAAUGUUGCAUUGUACUACGUAACAACUUAGAUAUUUGUGUUUGCUAAACUUAACAGAUGGGUAACCCAGCUGCCUUAAAAUUUUAAGUUGAUUCAACUCAAAUAUCUAAGUUGUCACUUAGUAUAAUGUAACAUUUCAAGUUGAAUAAACUUUUUGAGUUGACUGAACUUAAAAUUUUAAGGCAGCCAGGUUACAAAUUAUUUUAAGUUGACUCAACAAAUAGUUUUUUACAGUGUAUGCAUUAUCUGAAAGCUGAAUAAAUGACUUUCCAUUGAUGUAUGGUUUGUUAUGAUAGGACAAUAUUUGGCUGAGAUACAACUAUUUGAAAAUCUGGAAUCUGUGGGUGCAGAAAAAAAAAAAAGUUGUCCAAA